AUGGAUUCAAUGCAAAGGUUUAGGCAUAUAUCAAAGGAAUGCACAAAGAGAUACUCCCCGAACAUAAUAAGAAACCAAAAGUACAAAUGGUACACAUUUUUCUUUGCUGUGAUGAGACUACAGUUUGAGCACUUCUUCAAUACGUUUAUUUUCUUCAUAUGUAUGACACAGAUGAGAAAGGAAUAUCUUGUGUCAUCACCUAUGUCAUCAGUGGCGCCAUGGAUGAUGGUUUUGUUGUUUUCGUUGUUCAAGGAAGGUGUUGAAGACUACAAACGAUAUGAGCGAGACAAGGUCACCAACAACCAGUUGUAUACCAAGCUUACAAACGAUGGAUUUGUGAGCGUUUCCAGUUGUAAAAUACAGGUUGGAGACCUGAUAGUGCUCGACAAGAAUGAAAGAGUGCCUGCAGAUAUGAUAUUAUUGAAGACAUCGGAUCCCACCGGACAGGUAUUUAUUAGAACAGAUCAGUUGGAUGGGGAAACUGAUUGGAAGCAGAAGCUAGUGGUUCCACAGAUACAGUCAGCGUCCUUUGAAGAGAUAGGCUGUCUGAGUGUCCUUGCAGAGGAGCCUAACAAGAGUAUAUAUACAUUCAAUGGGAAGAUUAAGAUCGGAAAAUUUUCUGAGGAGGAUCUUGAGGGAGUUGCAGAGGAGGAGCAUAUGGAGGAAGGAAUUGGGAACAGGAUUGAGAAAUUCUUGGACUUUGGAUUCAAGGCAAGAGAUGAAAGUGAUCAGACAAUCCAUGAAAAUUUUAUCAAGGAUGUUUCGUGGAUAGCGUCUGAUGAGCAUAGUCGAACAAAGAACCAAGAUGAGAUAUCACAGCACAUGCAAAAUGAAGAUGAACUAGUCAUGAAUGAAUGUAGCAAUGUGGAAAUGCAGGAUUAUGCAAAAGAUAACAAAUGUACAGUGAAUUAUGCUCAUCCCUUAGGCUAUGAAAAUGUGAUUUGGAUGAGCACCGUAGUUGCAACAUGCUCGGUUCUUGGAUGUGUCAUAUACACUGGGAAGGAUGCAAGAGCGAUUCUAAAUACUUCUCGACCUAGGAACAAAAUUGGAAUUAUUGAGCUUGAGCUAAAUGGAUACAUGAAGGUUCUAGGUGUUGGCUGUGUAAUACUUGCAGCAAUAUACACCUAUAUAUGUGGAAUUGGAUCACGACCAGAUAUUGUCUUUAUCCGGUUUCUUGUUUUGUUCUCGUCUGUGAUUCCAAUAUCAUUGAGAAUCAAUAUUGAUUGGGCAAGGUACUGUUAUGCAAGGUACAUUUCUGCGGAUGAUAAAAUUGAAGGUGCGAUUAUGCGAUCGACAAGUCUACCUGAGGAGCUCGGGCGUGUAUCGUAUGUACUAACGGACAAGACAGGCACGCUAACUAAGAACGAGAUGGAGAUGAAGAAGAUACAUCUUGGGACGAUCUGCUAUACAAAGGAACUGAAUAGGGAAAUAAACAAGAAUCUUGCAAAGGUGCUGACAAGCAGAAGCAAUGGGAAGGGAAUGUUUUCGAGAGGAAAAAGAGACAUUAAUGUAAGAGUGUAUGAUCUAGUACAGGCAUUGAGUGUGUGUCAUAAUGUCACGCCGGUAGUGUCUGGUGAUGAGGUUAUUUAUCAGGCAUCAAGUCCUGAUGAGAUUGCGAUUGUUGAAUGGACUGAGUGCGUUGGUAUGAAGCUGUUUAGAAGAGACAGGAACACAAUUGUGAUCCGUGAUCCUCUCAAUGAUGACCAGGAGUAUCAGAUACUGUAUGUUUUUCCAUUCACUAGCGAAACAAAGCGGAUGGGGAUUAUUGUGAAGCAUGAUGAGGAGAUUCUAUUUUUUGUGAAAGGCGCAGAUGUUGUAAUGAACAAGAUAAUUAAAAGCAAUGAUUGGGUUGAUGAAGAGGCAGAUAACAUGGCUAGAGAUGGAUUAAGAACGCUUGUGAUAGCAAAAAAGAUGCUUUCUUUGGAAGAGUUUUCUCAGUUUGAAGAUGCAUACAACAAGGCUAGAGUUAGCCUGGUUGACAGGGCGGAGUCAUUGAAUGAGGCAAUGGGAAUGAUAGAAAAAGAGAUGGAUGUGCUUGGAUUGACAGGGGUCGAAGACAAGCUGCAAGACGAUGUCAAGGUUACUCUUGAAAACCUAAGGAAUGCAGGAAUGAAGAUAUGGAUGCUCACAGGAGACAAGAUAGAGACAGCAAUUUCGAUUGCAAAGUCAUCGAGGAUAUUCCACAGGGGCAGCAACUACCUGGUGAUCAGCAAUGCAAAAUCGAUUGGAGAAGUGAAGCAGAAGCUGGAUCUUCUGAGAGGAUCGUACUACAACUCACUAGUGAUAGAUGGGCAGAGCCUUUCAUAUAUAACAGAUAGCUACAUGAGUGAGUUUGUACAGCUUGUGUCCGAGAUGGAGGCGGUUAUUGGAUGCAGAUACACGCCUACUCAGAAAGCAGUGAUGGCAAGGGAACUGAAGAAAGCAACAAAGAAGUGUAUUUGCUGUGUAGGAGACGGAGGCAAUGAUGUUUCAAUGAUCAUGGAGGCCAAUGUGGGAAUAGGAAUUGUUGGGAAGGAGGGCAAUCAGGCAUCGCUAGCUUCUGACUUCAGCAUCAAUAAAUUUUGCCACAUCUCAGAUCUGCUGUUCUGGCAUGGAAGAAAUUCUUAUCAAAGGACUGCAAAGAUAUCACACUUGAUAAUACACCGAGGACUUACUCUUGCUGUUAUUCAGGCAAUCUUCUGUUCGCUCAAUGGAUUUGUUGCUUCAGGAUUAUUCAGAGGAGAGCUGCUGAUGAUGUUUGUAACUGUUUACUCGUUCCUUCCGAUUUUCUCGAUUAUUUGCUCGAGCGACAUCAGUAGGAAUGUAGUGAUGAAGUUUCCUGAACUACACAAAGAGCUUAUUGAAAACAAGCUGCUUUCGUACACACACUUUUCUGUAUGGACACUGAUAUCUUUCUAUCAAGGAACAAUCAUGAUGAUAGCAUUUUAUUUGCUGAAGCAGGAGUUCUUCAUUAUAUCGACUUUGACAUUUACAUGUUUGGUGAUCAAUGAGAUUCUCAUGGUGAUGCUUACGGCUACAAAGAGGACACCUAUGAUGUAUUUUUCAUCUGCGCUAUCUCUGAUAGUUUAUAUUGUGUAUUUCAUGAUUAGAAAAGGGCUGUUAAGGUAUCAAAAGCCAUUCUAUCUCUUCCUUGUGAAGAUUAUAGUUGUUAAUGCUCUUGCGAUAAUGGUGAGUGUAAUUCAGAAGCUUUGGCGCAAGUACAUGAGUCCGCCAACUUAUUUGAAACUUGAAGUGUUGGUCUGA
This is a messenger RNA of Ordospora colligata OC4, 3243 nucleotides long. RefSeq names its product P-type ATPase. Gene Ontology annotation, biological process: phospholipid translocation; retrograde vesicle-mediated transport, Golgi to endoplasmic reticulum; endocytosis. NCBI's taxonomy places the organism in Eukaryota, Fungi, Microsporidia, Ordosporidae. Gene Ontology annotation, cellular component: trans-Golgi network; endosome; plasma membrane. Gene Ontology annotation, molecular function: magnesium ion binding; ATPase-coupled intramembrane lipid carrier activity; ATP hydrolysis activity. Bases 1 to 3243 code for a protein of 1080 amino acids. The transcript has a single exon. The record is from RefSeq and is a predicted model, not a curated record.